Molecule: messenger RNA, 4482 nt
Organism: Orbicella faveolata
Lineage: Eukaryota; Metazoa; Cnidaria; Anthozoa; Scleractinia; Merulinidae
Product: follistatin-A-like
Biological process (GO): anatomical structure development
Molecular function (GO): collagen binding; protein binding; extracellular matrix binding
Source: RefSeq, a predicted model, not a curated record
GCUUUAGUAAUUUGUUCAUCGUUGGCCGCACGAAUGUUUUAAAAAAAAUCUUCAUAUCUUACGUAAUCUAGACUAACUCAAGUGCCCUUUUAGCAGGCUGUAAAUUGAUUUUUAUUUUAAGUUGAAGUUUACGUGAGCGCGCUGAUCUUUGUCAGCUUGCAAAAUUAAUGAUAAUAGUAAUGGUAGUAAAAUUUGUCAUUUCACAUUGUUUCUUCUUCUCCUGUAUGACAUAUAAUAGCCGUAGUGUGGAUCACGUUCGAGAUCAUUCUCUCCUCUCCAUCUGUCUGUCUCUUUGCUAGUAAAACAGUGAGAAGGCGUAGACAAACAUAGCUUCAAUUUUCAGUGUGACACCAAGGCGCCUUUCAAUUGACCCAAACGCACAUUGCUCUGUAUGGAUUUUGUUUCAUAAAUGUUUACAAGACCUCGAGUGAUAAAUUACAAUGUUUUUUUUUCAGUUUUCUUUUUGGAUAAAAAUCUUAAUCUCUCCUAAUUGCAGACAUGUUGCUUAUUGUUCAUAGUAAAGAACCUUCCAUUGAGUAAUGACCUAAAUCUGCUAAUCUGUUCCUAGGCUUAGUCAAGGAAAUUAUGUUGUGUAUCGGGCCAUAUUAUGCCAAGUUUUUUGGGCUUUAUUUACCGUUACAAGGAUUAUUCAGCAAAACAUUGACCUCGCUAUCCAAACUGCACACGUACUUGAAAUUUCACAAACCGUAGCAAAAAUACUCACCACAAAGACAAGCAACAACACUGUAAAGAGUCUGUAAACUCAUAUUUUGUGCCGAAUUUUACCUAGGCCUUGACGUAUUUGCCUGGUUUGCCUGGUUCAUUGGUAUUUUUUCUGGGGUGGUGAUUUCAUGUUAUAUAAUGUAUCUACACACCAGCCUUUCAGUUAUAAAAAUAUGUUUGAUUGGCAUUGCUUCCUCGGUUCGUUACAAUCUUACAAAUGACGUGAAUUGAUAAAUUGGAUACGAGAAGAAAUUAAAGAAUAACAAAAAAACAAGACAGCAAAGUGACAUAAAUAUUAUCGCCCGGUCAAUAUUGAUUUCAAACAUUUCAUACUUGCGUGUUUAUAAUUGGAGACCUCAGUGCUUUGUCAACAGUGCAAAAGAUGUUCCUCUCUUGUACUCACUCUAUCGCGCGACUUGUGAUCACAAGUUUUGACGUGACGUCUCUAAAUCAGUUGGAAUCGGAAGUGGUCAUCAUUUCCGAAUUCCCGGUAAUUUCCUGUCUGCUUGUCAGAUCAAGCGGACCUGGACAGCUAUAUAAAUUCUAAAUCCCUGUAAGCGGUUCAUUUUUAUACUCGUCCUACGCUCGAUCUCAAAUCUGCUCGGUGGCUUGUGGACUUUUUUUUUUAAGUGGUCAGCGAUGGAAACGAAAUCUAUACAGGUGGUUACCUGUUUUGCGGGCCUCGUGCUGUUCGCUUGUGUCCGUGUAUCAAAAGGUGGCAAGACCUGUUUCCUGAACCACGAGUGUAAAAGAACGGACCGGGUCUAUCAUGUGAGCCCCAUUAACGAUUGCUGUCAGUCUCCACAAAACGCAGGCGGAAACUUGUACUACCGCAGUUCCAACACCUCAAUCCCUUUCUUCUUGCAAUUUUUUCAAGCCUGUUUACCGUGUGGCCCGCGAACAGUUAACACAAACGCAUCUGAGAGCAAGGUAGAACGUCCUCCCGAUAAAGUCUGUACGGCAAGGGCCAGGAUGAUGCCGAACGGACAGUUGAAAUGUUUUUGUAGUGGCUGCAGUCGCAGACAAUACCAGCCAGUGUGUGGCAAUGAUGGCGGUAACUACAGCAGUGAGUGCGAACUUCGAAAGAAAGCUUGCCGUCAUCGUAGAUCUGACAUGGAGGUGGCUUAUGAGGGAACAUGCCAAUACGGAUGCGAUAAGGUGGUGUGCCGUAACAAUGGCACUUGUAUGGUUGAUCAGUACAAGCGUGCCUCCUGUGUUCAAAGCUGUGACUCCCUCUGCCCCAAACGUGCGAAAAAAGAUGGGCCCCUGUGUGGUGCUGAUGGCGUUCAGUAUGAAAGCAGUUGUCAUCUCAGGAAAGAGACCUGCAAACAAGGAAAAGCUAUUGGCAUGGCUUACAGAGGCAAAUGUAUUGUAAACGCGUCAUGUGACAAUAUAAACUGUGGUAACAAACUGUGUGUUGCGGAUGCUUCCGGGAGACCUCGGUGUGUCACGUGCUCCUGUAACAUGUCCGACCCAAGAAAGGCUGAGCGUGGGUGUUCGAAAAACCUCCAACCCAUGACUCUGUGUGGCACUGACCGAAAGACUUACCAGGACUACAGCAGUUUGCGCAAGGAAAUGUGCAAAAUCAAGACAUUUAUUGAUGUGGAUCAUCUUGGAGCUUGUAAAGGUGACAAGGCAGUCCAAGGUGAGAGGCCUGGGGACGAACCGCCAGAUGAAAGUUCAACUUCCGGUGAAUCGAUGACUACGGACGACAUAGGCCAGUACUACAUCUCCCUCAAACAUUUUGUGAACAUUUUGAAAAAGAAGUAUGGACUGGAUAUUGCAGCACCCAAGUACAAAAAAAUGGACCGUAGGGAUAAAAUAGUAUUAAUGAGUACACUCAUAAAAGCAUUGAAAAAGAACUGGCGAAAGGUGAAGCCUUACCAGUAAGUCCGUGAUUUCAAUGGUUUCUGGGUGAAUCGGUCGAUUAAGUCAGAGAUCCAUGUGGUUUGGAGACGAACGUAGGACUAGGGUAAUUUGUGUUUAAUUUACAAAUUGGAGUGUAUGAAACUUUUUUGCUAAGAUAUUGCUUUGAUGAGAGAAAACAAUCAUGAUGCGAUCAGGCGGAUCCAGGAAUUCCUGAAAGGAGAGGGAGGGGGUUGUCCACCUUAAUAACUUUCGACGCCAUCGGCUGGAUGGGAAGCGCCGAAGGCGCGAGAUUCUAGAGGUGGGGAGCAGGGCAGAGCCAUGCCUCCCCGGAAGAUUCUUCCGAAUUUUACCCUCUAAAACGCCAUUUUCAGCAUUCCUGACGCUUGAAAAGGGUUUUUGAAGGCAUGAUAUAAAAUCUAGAGGUUACCUCACUUCUCAACCAGAAAACCCAAUUACGGGUAGCAACCGUUCCCAUACCAAUCAGAGUAUCUUCGUUUUCUCUCCCUACAAUUUUCGCGCGCCAUGAAUGCGAAAAAGAAGACUACAACUCAGAGCGAUUUCUAAAGAAGAACAUUUAACUUUUAAGUUCGUAUGACGUUUGUAUGAGACGCCAUGUUAAUCAAAUGGUAGAAUUUGAACAACUUAGUCGUUGUGCGUGGAAAAUAUAUUCAUCGUCAGGGAUGAUUUAUUCCAGUGCGCUGUGUAAUUUGUAGUUAACUCAAUAUAGCCUAUUUAUAGUCAGAAGUGGUCAAUUUGUAAUAAUUUGUGAUUUAGCUUACAGGAGUUUACGCUACAGCGUCAUUUAUGGUCUUCCACGAUCUCUGUCAUUCUUCUUCUUUUGAUGGCUUAUUGGAAACUCUUUAGGUUUUUUGGCUUAAGUGAACUAAAAUUUUGCAAAUCUUUCCUUCAAUUUGAAGAAAAUUCUGUACAUUGAAACAAUGGCUUAAGAUAGCUGUAUUGUUUUGUCAGCAUUUAGUAUUUACAAUAGUAAUUGGACUGAGUGGAGUGCAAUUCAGGGAGUAAUCGUGUGCGUAAAUUUAAAAUCGGACGAGCGCGCAGCGUGAAGCCCAUUUUGAAUUACGAGCACGAUUACUCCCUGAAUAUUGCACGACACGAGGUCCAAUUACUAAUUAAUCGUAUCUAUAAAAAAGAUGUCUUUUGAGAACUUCUUUCAAGAAUUUUGUUACAGAUACGAUUACUCAGCACAUUGUAGCCAGGCUUUUCAUUCCCAAGAUUGAUGCAUAAUUAAUUAUUACUACUUGAUUAGCGGUCCGUCUCUUAUGCUAGGUAUUGACUUGCAGGCCUAUAUCUAGGAACCUCAGAUUUUAUAAAUGCAUUGGACAACUACUAAUAUCUUCUAUUUAAAAUAAAGAAAAACGCACCCUUAUUUAGAUAACCCGAUAAUGACAGCGAGUGCCGCUUAAAGAGACUUGUAAUUCAUCUCGUUACCAGUCUUACCCCUGCAGAUCAUCAAAAGCGAAGGCUCUGAGAACGAGUUUGACAAACUCGUGUCAAGUCCCGGCGGCAACGGCUCACUCUCGUGUUCGUUUAAAUAUGAAAAAUAUUACUUCUUUAUCACGAAGCUACGAAAUGUGGUGUGAUGUGAUUAUCUUGUAAAGUGGCUCCUUACGAGAGUGCAUGUCAUAUACUCAAAGUUUUAUAAAAAAAUUAUUUUCCUACUUGAAUGUCGUGUACAUGUAAUUUAUUGUAUUUAGCAUUUUUAAGGUGUAAAUUUAUUGCAGUAUGUACCUUUGUAAACCUUACCUUUUAGCAAGAAACGCACUUUACUGCUAUUUUUGAUGAUUUUUCCACAAUUUUGUAUUUAGUAAACUAAGAAGAGCCAUAAAAUAUAUGUAAUAUAAUAUUAUUAAAAUUUGCCGUUUGUUUGUA